This is a messenger RNA of Fusarium poae, 1182 nucleotides long. RefSeq lists its product as uncharacterized. Lineage: Eukaryota; Fungi; Ascomycota; Sordariomycetes; Hypocreales; Nectriaceae. The record is from RefSeq and is a predicted model, not a curated record. The transcript has a single exon. The coding region runs from base 1 to 1182 and encodes 393 amino acids.
AUGAACAAGCUCUCUCUUGCACUGGCUCUGGCUUCUACCGCCAACGCCGCUUGGAUUCCUAUUGGGCACGGCCCAUCCAGCGACGACAACACUGUUCCUACUAACACUGUUGCAAUCGCUAUUCCCACUAUUGCGGAUCCUGAUGCAAUCCUUUCUACUGGCACUGUUCCCAUCAUGAUUCCUACCUUUGUUAUCUCUGAGGGCCUCACCAGGACCUUGCAGAUUCCUGAUAAUUCUCUCAUUACUCCUACUGAGGAUGCCACCAUGACCUUGCAGAAGCCUGACAACUCCCUUGUAACUCCUACCGAGGACGCUACCCUGACCUACCAGAAGCCUGACAACUCUCUCAUUACGGUUACUGAGGGUGCCACCAGGACUUACCAAAAGCCUGACAACUCUCUUAUGACUGUUACUGAGGACGUCACCAGGACCUACCAGACGCCUGAUGCCUCUCUCAUUGUCAUCCCUGAGGAUCAUACUAAGACCUACGAGCGACCCGUUCCACCAAUUUAUACAGUCACUGAAGACCACACCAAGACCUACGAGGCACCUGUCAAGACUGUGACCACUGUCAUCUAUGUACCUGGACCUUGCAACACAGGCUCAUGUCACCCAAGCUACACCACGAAGACGGUCGUUGCUCCCCUUCCCACCAACACUAGCGGAUGCAGCCCUGUUCGCCCCAGUCUGUGCCCUCCAGUUAUUUUGCCUCAUCCCAUCCCCUCUCACCCUCAUCGUCCUCCCGUACCUGCUCCCACCGGUCAAGAUAAGCCUAUGUACCCCAACACCACUUAUCCCGAUCCUCGACCUAUCGCCGGCAAGUUCUGGACCAUCAAGAACAUGACCCGCUACUGUGGUGAAGACGAGAAGGGUUGCGACUACAACUUUGCCAUUGAGGCUGACGGCAAGACUGAGAACUGCACCAUUGUCCGCCAUCCCGGAUCUCAUGCUGCUACUGAGAGCUGGAGCAACGUACCUUGCAACGACAAGUCUGACUUUACUGUUUCUUGGGGUUAUGUCACUGAGCCAGCGCCCGCUUUUGCUGUUGUCACUGUUGUCAAGGGCAAGAUUCUUGCAUGGUUUGGUGUUGCAGAUAUCAAUGGCCAGAAGGUUACUGCGUCAAACCCCUUUGGCUCUGGACAUUAUGGUAAUCUUGGACCUGAUCAGGUCUACACUUACUAA